This is a messenger RNA of Micropterus salmoides (largemouth bass), 1596 nucleotides long. Its product is annotated as kelch domain-containing protein 1-like. NCBI's taxonomy places the organism in Eukaryota, Metazoa, Chordata, Actinopteri, Centrarchiformes, Centrarchidae. The coding region runs from base 158 to 1342 and encodes 394 amino acids. The record is from RefSeq and is a predicted model, not a curated record. Gene Ontology annotation, molecular function: protein binding. The transcript has 14 exons.
ACCGGAAGUUGUAUUUUAUUUUGUAGUUAUUGUGACUAUUCUAUUGGAGUUGAACCAUAGACUUGAACGAGGCGUUUUAUCCUGCUGUGUUUUUUAGGUGUUCACAACAUGAGAAAAAACCUGUACGAUAUCUGACAGUGUGCUGUGACCUCCAGCCAUGGAUUCUGCACUUGAAAGGCAUUGCUCAGAGCUGGUGGCCCGGGAGAGGAGCGGACACACGGCUGUGGUGGAGGAAAACCUGCUGUAUGUGUGGGGAGGUUACAUGUCGGUUGCUGACGAUGAAGUUUUCCUACCCAAUGAUGAAAUCUGGGUAUAUGACUUAGAACAAGGUGUAUGGGAAGUGUUUCACAUGUCAGGGGACGUCCCUCCCUCUAUGUCUGGGACAUGCGGCUGCUUCCUGAACGGACACAUGUACAUAUUUGGAGGUUGUGAUGACAAUGGACAGACCAAUCAGAUCUAUUGUGUCAACCUGACAGACGGUAAAUACACAUGGAGGAAGAUCAUGCAUGAGAUCGGUUCUGCACCCUCACCUCGAGACAAACUGUCCUGCUGGGUUCAUAAUGGAAGGAUUAUCUACUUUGGAGGAUAUGGUCACAAACUACUGACUGACGUCGAUAGCAGGAACAGAAGCUUCAUUGUAGAUGAAGCUUCAUGGGUGGAAGAUGUCUUCUGGGGAUGGAACAAUGAGGUUCAUAUAUUUGACCCCAUGCAUGCCAGCUGGAGUGAACCACAGACCCAUGGCCGUGCUCCCGCCCCCAGGGCCGCCCACGCCAGUGCCACAAUCGGAUGUAGAGGAUAUGUUUGUGGAGGCAGGGUCAUGGAAACUCGGACGAGUGACAUUCACUGCCUGGACCUUGAAUCAUGGACGUGGUCAGAAAUAAUCCCAGUGUCCACCUCUCCUGUGGGCAGAUCGUGGCACACGCUUACAGCAGUAUCAGACAACAACUUGUUCCUGUUUGGAGGUCUUAGUGUAGACUGCAAACCUAUGAGUGAUGGCUGGUUGCUUGAUGUUGAAACAAAGAAAUGGAGAGAAGUCGAGCAUCCUUUUAAGAACAAGCCACGGUUGUGGCACACAGCGUGUCCAGACAAAGACUCUGAUGUGAUUGUGUUUGGUGGAAGUUGUGACUACAUACUCCUUGUCGACACCGGUCACUGCAAUGAUGCACUUGUUUUCCAGAUGCAGCCCUAUCCUCUAUUCAGGAUUUGUGGGGAUUACAUUGCAAAGAAUGUGAGGAACCAUGAGAUGCUCAGAAAUCAGCUUCCUCUCCUACCUCCCAAACUAUUGACAGCUGUGCAGAGGAGGAUGUCUUUCUACAGGCCUUCAAAGAAGCAGAAAUAUUAGUUACAACAAUGUCUUAAUAAUUGCCAGAAACAAUGCAAAUAAUGUUUUAUUUAUGUACUGUAUUCUCCCCAGUGUGAACAUCUCAGUCACACUGUGGGGUAGCCUUUUUAUUUUUUAUUGUUAAAAACAUUUUACAGUGUUAAUAUUUAUUUAUUUUACAGAUGCACAUUUUAUCUUGUAUAGUCUGGCUGCGGAAAUACUCUUACAAACUGUUCCUGUGGUGAUUGUGAUGAUUAAAUGGCACAUUGAACAGU